AUAACAUUCCACACUGGGUGAAGUCGGAGGUCGGCCAUGUUUAUCAUCCCGCGGGAUUGUCGUGAUUCCUAAAAUUUACAUCAUCGGCGGUGUCGGCGCCCGAAUUCCCCUCCAAGUCCCCUUCGGGUGUUCGGCAGUUUCCGGAGAUCGCUCGGCUCUUUCCGCCCGGAGAUCGCAGAGAGGCGCUUGGCUGGCAGAAGAUCGGUGCGGUCAUGGCGUCCCCGUCCCGGAGACUGCAAACUAAACCCGUUAUCACUUGUCUGAAGAGCGUCCUCCUCAUCUACACCUUCAUCUUCUGGAUCACCGGCGUCAUCCUGCUCACGGUUGGCGUUUGGGGGAAAGUCAGCCUGGAAGUCUACUUCUCCAUCCUCAACGAAAAUGCCACCAACGUGCCCUAUGUCCUCAUCGGCACUGGAGCCGUCAUUAUCCUCCUGGGCACCUUCGGCUGCUUUGCCACCUGUCGGGCCAGCACCUGGAUGCUGAAACUGUAUGCCAUGUUCUUGUCUAUCAUCUUCCUGAUUGAGCUGAUUGCUGCCAUAGUAGGACUGGUGUUCAGGCAUGAGAUUAGGAGCAGCUUUGAAAAUGGAUACAUGGAGGCUCUGAACCAGUACAACUCCACGGGGGACGAGCAGAGCCGGGCUGUGGACACCAUUCAGAGGACGCUCAUGUGUUGCGGAUCCAAGACGUACAUCGACUGGGGCAAGACCGCGUAUUUCAAGGCGAGCGGCAUCCCGCACAGCUGCUGUAAGGUUCAAGCAAACUGCACGGAUGAUGUGCUGAAAUACAUGGAUAAGGCGAAGGAUGUCGUCUACAAUGAUGGCUGUAUGUCUUUUGUCACCACCAUCAUGGAGUCACGGAUGGGUGUAGUCGCCGGCAUUUCAUUUGGCAUAGCCUGCUUCCAGCUUAUAGGAAUGUUCCUGGCUUGCUGUCUAUCGCGUUACAUUACGAACAACCAGUAUGAGAUGGUGUGAAUCUCAACCAUAUGAUAAGGGAAUUAUUCUGUGAAUCCUCAGAUAUUUAUGAUCACGCCGACGCGCAGAGAAGGGGGUUUUCUCAUCACUCAGCCCAUAUUUUACAUCAGCCCCCAUCUUCUUGCAUCAGCACCACCUGAAGGGGAAUAUACUGCGUUUUUUUGUUUUUUUUUUCUUUUACAGUCACUUUAAGGCAUUGUCCGAAAUCUGCAGCUCUCCUAAUGUUGUCCAAUCACAAAGCGCAUAAUUGCAAAAAAAACGCUAUACAGU
Messenger RNA from Rana temporaria (common frog), 1241 nucleotides. RefSeq names its product tetraspanin 6 (gene TSPAN6). The record is from RefSeq and is a predicted model, not a curated record. Lineage: Eukaryota; Metazoa; Chordata; Amphibia; Anura; Ranidae. Gene Ontology annotation, cellular component: membrane. The coding region runs from base 213 to 971 and encodes 252 amino acids. The transcript has 8 exons.